Molecule: messenger RNA, 855 nt
Organism: Camelina sativa (false flax)
Lineage: Eukaryota; Viridiplantae; Streptophyta; Magnoliopsida; Brassicales; Brassicaceae
Molecular function (GO): catalytic activity
Source: RefSeq, a predicted model, not a curated record
AUGGGGCAAAACGGAGGGAUUUGGUUGUUGUGGAGGUCAACAGUGGGUGUUGUCUCAGUGGUUGUUUCGACAGACCAGUUUAUUCAUGUGACUAUCGAGAUGAAUAUGAAAAAAGUUAACUUGAUUGUGAUAUAUGCGGCUCCCUCUGUCACUCAAAGAAGUGGACUGUGGGGAAGUCUCAAGUCAGUGAUUGAAGGAGUGGAUGGACCAUUAAUGGUUGGUGGGGAUUUUAACACAAUCUUGAGGUUGGAUGAGAGGACAGGUGGUAAUGGCCGCUUGUCUCCGGAUUCAUUGGCGUUUGGCGAGUGGAUGAAUGAUCUUACAUUGAUCGAUACGGGAUUUAGAGGUAGUCGUUUUACCUGGCAUAGGGGAAGGUCUGAGCAAACUUAUAUUUCCAAGAGGUUAGAUCAGAUCUUGUGCUGUCCCCAUGCUCGGUUAAAAUGGCAGGAAUCUGUGGUCACUCAUCUGCCAGUGUUUGCAUCGGAUCAUGCACCCCUGUACAUGCAAUUGUGUCCGGUAAGUAGAGGAGAUCCAAAGCGAAGACCGUUUCAUUUUGAGGCGGCUUGGUUAAAGCAUGAGGGGUUUCAGGAGUUUUUUUCUAACUCCUGGAAUAAUCAGCUAACUACUCAUGCGGCUUUGAGUGGUUUACGGGAUAGAUUGAAGCGCUGGAACCGUGAAAUUUUUGGGGAUGUUAACAAACGGAAGGCAGAGUUAAGAUCAAAGAUUGGUUCGGUUCAAGAUUUGUUGAAAGUGGCCCCAACUGAUGAAUUGUUAGCUAAGGAGGAGGACUUGAUUUGUGAAUUGGAUAAAGUUCUCGAGCAGGAAGAACUAAUUUGGUUUUUAGAAGUCUCGUGA